AUGGGCAAAGCAGCCAUAGAUAGCCACGUUGGAACCCCAAAACACAAAAAUUUCGCAAGAUUGAUAGAACAAAAUAAAAGAAUUGAUUUUUCUAAAGUAAAUGAUAGUAAAUCAGAUACAAGUCUAGUCAGUAUUGUGAUCGAUGAUGAACCCAGCAACAAUCUAAGUGCAAUCCAUAGUAAUCCAGUCAUAGAAGAAAUUUCUGAUAACAUAUCCAGUGAUGAAAAAAAUAUAAAUAAAAGACCAGCAAAUAAUUUCUUUAUAAGAAGAAAAACGAUAGAAGCGGAAAUAUUAUGGUGCCUUCAUGUAAUAGAAAACCAUUUUUCCAUGAAUAGUGUAAACAAAAGUAUUUCUGUCUUAAAGAAAAUGUUUGAAGAUUCAACCACAGCUCAAAACAUUCAACUGGGUUCGACAAAGCUAUCCUAUUCCUGUGUUUUUGGAUUAGCACCGUAUUUUCAAGAACAUUUGCAUGAAAAUAUUAAAAAAACCACGCCCUUCGUAUUAUGUUUCGAUGAAUCCCUAAAUAAGGUUUCUCAAAAGGGGCAAAUGGAUUUGGUAAUUAGAUUUUAUAACCCAUCUAAAAAAGAAGUUGAGUCUAGAUAUUUGACUUCCGUGUUCAUUGAAGGUAGGGCAACCUCUGAAAAUAUUUUGCAUCAUUUUCUCAAAGGUAGCUCAAAACUUAAUAUGGAAAAUUUAAUUCAAGUAUCAAUGGAUGGACCAAAUGUCAAUAUAAAAUUUUUAAGAUUAUUAAAAGAAUACUUAAACGAAGAUAAUAAAUUAAUAGAUCUUGGCACCUGCGGUUUGCAUGUUGUACAUGGGUCAAUACAAACAGGUCAUAAAGCGGCUGGGUGGAAUUUACAUUCAUUUUUAUACGGAAUAUACUGGCUUUUUAAGGAUUCUCCUUCGCGAAGGUCUGAUUUUACAGGCAUUACAAAUUCCAAUGUUUUUCCACUAAAAUUUUGUCAUACCAGGUGGGUUGAAGGAUCUAAAGCAGCAAAUCGAGCUUUAAUGAUUUAUAAAGAUUUAAAAAAGUAUGUAGAAAACCCUUCGAUUAUCUUUCCUCACACUACGUCCUCGAAAAAUGUAAAAAAUGGUCUUAAAGACCCACUGUUGCCAACUAAAAUUGCUUUUUUUUCUACAAUAUGCUCAGAUAUGGAACCGUUUUUAACAAAAUUUCAAAGCAAUGAGCCUCUGGCACCUUUUCUUUUUAAUGAGCUUUACAUAUUAUUGAACUGUUUGCUACAAAAAUUUAUUAAAAAAACGACUAUUCCUAAAGAUUCAUCGGACCUUUAUAAAAUUAAUUUUAAAAGUAAAGAUAUUUUUUUAGCAUACGACAAAAUUAAUAUUGGAUUCAGAGCUAGUAAAUUGUUGAACGAAGUGAAGGUUCCCGAAAAGGAAAAAUUGCUUUUUCUUCAGGAAUGCCAAAAGUUCCUAAUUUCAACGGUUUCUAAAAUACUUGAACGGUGUGGACUUAAUCAUAGAAUGGUUAAGGGAUUAUCUUGCUUGGAUCCCAAUAUUAUUUCAUCAAGUAAAACAAUCGCCGAAAAAAGGAUGCAAACUUGUUUGGAAAUUUUAAAUGAUAAAAACAUAAUCAGUGGUGAAAUUGCGGAAAACGCCAAGAAACAAUUUAACGCAAUGAUAAGUUUAAAGGAGGAUCUUUUCAAAUCCUACAAAAAGCAAAGGCUAGACCAUUUUUAUGAAGACCUGUGCCGAGAAAAUUAUGCAGAUCUUUUAAAAGUUAUAAGAAUUUUAUUAAUAUUUUCUAAUGGAAAUGCUGCAGUCGAAUCGGGUUUUUCGUUUAACAAGCAAAUGCUAAUCGAAAAUUUAAAAGAUAAUUCACUAAUUGCCCAAAGAACUAUUUAUGAUAAUAUUGUCCUUUGUGGUGGUGCUGAAAACAUCAUUGUAACAGACAAUAUGAUCAAACUCUAUAAACAGGCAAAUCAAAAAUAUAAAGAGUAUUUGGAGAAAGAGAGGACUGAGGAAAGGGAGAAAAAUGCUAGACAGGGUGAAAAGAGAAAGAUAGAAAUGGAAAUAAAGGAGUUGGAACUUAAAAAACUUAAAUUGGAUCUAUUGAAAAAAACGGAAUUGGAGUCAAUUGAAACAAGAAUCAAACUUUUGAAAAAAAAUUUAUAA
Brassicogethes aeneus is the source of this 2133-nucleotide messenger RNA. The record is from the annotation of a GenBank genome assembly. Lineage: Eukaryota; Metazoa; Arthropoda; Insecta; Coleoptera; Nitidulidae.